UUCUGUGCCUCUUGCUGAGGCCAGUUUUGUGUGCAGUCUGCACAGGUUCAGUCAUGUCUAACUGGGAAACAAUGAGUCAAGAUGAGCUGGAAAAACAGUAUUCUCCCAGUCGAUGGUCUCACAGAAUGUCUCCAGAUGAAGUUGUUAAGUCUCACGUCACUGCAUUGAGAGCUGGCACAGAAAAUGCCCAGCGCAUUUCUCAAACUCAGCUGAAUAUUCCAUAUGGUGAGGGGGAAGAUGAGAAACUGGACAUGUACAUGCCACAUAACUUCUCUCCAAAUUGUCCCUUGCUUAUUUAUAUCCAUGGGGGUUAUUGGCAGUUCUUAACCCUUUCAUGCACGGUCAAGGAGGAGUCUGGUUUCAUGGCUGCCUCCUUGGUCCCCAAAGGCGUAGCUGUGGUGGCUGUGGAUUACAGCAUUGCCCCAAAAGGGAAUAUGGAUUUAAUGGUAUCACAAGUGCGAGCGAGUGUAGUGUCCAUCAUGCAGCGGUACCCAUCCAGUGAGCUGUAUCUCUGUGGGCACUCUGCAGGAGCCCACCUGGUGGCAAUGGUCCUCUCAGCAGACUGGUCCAAGUACAACGUCACUCCUGAUAUUAAAGGUGCUUUCCUAUUAAGUGGGAUUUAUGACAUCGUACCAAUUGUCUCCACAUAUGUGAAUGAGCCACUCACUAUGACCAAUGAAGUUGCUUUGCGAAACAGCCCCAUGUGCCUACUUCAUCAGCUGAAAGGCUCCAUCAGUACUGAUGUGGUGAUUGCUGUGGCAGAGCACGACUCCCCAGAGUUCCGUAGGCAGUCAAAAGACUACUACAAAAGUUUGAAGAGCAUGGGACUAAGGGCCACAUUUGAAGAUGUUCCAAACACUGACCACUUCAACAUCUUGGAGAAAUUUGUUGAUCAUGACUACAGUCUUACACAGCUUCUUCUGAAGAUGAUGGGGAAAGACUGAAUUGACGAUGUGGAUUUGUAAUGUUUUAUUGUUAUUCAGAAGAGGUCAACAUUAAACAGUCAUUCAGUGUUAA
Engraulis encrasicolus (European anchovy) is the source of this 1017-nucleotide messenger RNA. RefSeq names its product arylformamidase (gene afmid). Gene Ontology annotation, molecular function: lipase activity. The coding region runs from base 54 to 944 and encodes 296 amino acids. NCBI's taxonomy places the organism in Eukaryota, Metazoa, Chordata, Actinopteri, Clupeiformes, Engraulidae. The record is from RefSeq and is a predicted model, not a curated record. The transcript has 12 exons.